Molecule: messenger RNA, 1014 nt
Organism: Lathyrus sativus (Indian pea)
Lineage: Eukaryota; Viridiplantae; Streptophyta; Magnoliopsida; Fabales; Fabaceae
Source: the annotation of a GenBank genome assembly
AUGGAACGCUACGAGGUUGUCAAGGAAAUUGGGUCUGGGAAUUUUGCUGUGGCGAAGUUGGUUAGAGAUGUUUUCACUAAAGAGCUUUUUGCGGUUAAGUUUAUUGAAAGAGGCCAAAAUAUUGAUGAACAUGUUCAGAGAGAAAUCAUGAAUCAUAGAUCGUUAAAGCAUUCUAAUAUUGUUAGAUUCAAAGAGGUUCUGCUAACGCCAACACAUCUGGCUAUAGUAAUGGAGUAUGCUGCUGGAGGAGAACUCUUUGAGAGGAUAUGUAGUGCUGGUAGAUUUAGUGAAGAUGAGGCAAGGUUUUUCUUUCAGCAAUUGAUAUCUGGAGUCAGUUACUGUCAUUCAAUGCAAAUCUGCCAUAGAGAUUUGAAGCUUGAAAAUACACUCUUAGAUGGAAGCACCGCACCACGAGUCAAGAUUUGCGACUUUGGUUACUCAAAGUCAUCUGUAUUGCAUUCGCAACCAAAGUCUACGGUAGGAACUCCGGCUUACAUUGCACCCGAGGUCCUUACGAAGAAAGAAUAUGAUGGAAAGGUUGCAGAUGUUUGGUCUUGUGGAGUCACCUUAUACGUGAUGUUAGUCGGCGCGUAUCCUUUUGAGGACCCUGAGGAUCCAAAAAACUUUAGGAAAACAAUCAGUAAGAUACUUAGUGUCCAGUACAAAGUUCCUGAUUUCGUACGAGUUUCAUUGGAAUGUAUACACCUUCUUUCUCAAAUAUUCGUCGCUGAUCCUGAAAAGAGAAUAACAAUACCAGAAAUAAAACAGCAUCCAUGGUUUUUGAUGAACUUACCAGUAGAGUUAAUGGAAGGUGGAAGCUGGCAAACCAAUGAUGUAAAUAAUCCAUCACAAAGUGUUGAUGAAGUUCUGUCUAUCAUACAAGAGGCAAGAAAACCUAUUAACAUCCCGAAACUUGGGGGCCUUCUUAGUGGAGACAGUAUGGAGUUGGAUGAUUAUGAUGCCGAUAUCGAAGAUAUUGAUACAUUUGGUGAUUUUGUCUGCCCUCCUCUUUAA